UGAAUUGAAAGCAAAACGUUUAAAUACAGCCGGAAGGGUAGAGCGGAAGUUCAGCUUUCAAGAGAUGGGUUCCGCAUAUCUCGUCGUGAAUAGCCGCCCUUUCUGGUCGAACUCGUUUACUGAUGAAAGCCCUCGAAUUCUUCAGCGUCGUCCAUCGACCUCUGUAAGAAUUUGGUGCUCAUCUUCUUAUCCAGAUGUCUCUGUACGAACUGAGAAACUUGAGAAAGACUCUUCUGUGACUGGUGGUGCAUAUGAUUUCAAAGGAGCAACAACAUCGCUUACUCAUGAAUUGUUGUCUUCACCAAAAAAGGUGACCCUUGUCAGGCAUGGUCUUAGCUCUUGGAAUGAAGAAAGCAGGGUUCAGGGAAGCUCAAACUUGUCCAUCUUAACAGACACUGGAGCAAUACAGGCAGAUAAGUGCAGGAGAGCGUUAGCGAAUAUAUGCUUUGAUCAGUGUUUCUCUAGUCCUAUUUCUCGUGCCAAGUCAACUGCUGAAAUUUUAUGGCAAGGGAGGGAAGAACCACUGGUUUUCCUUGAUUCACUGAAAGAGGCCCACCUGUUCUUUCUAGAGGGCAUGAAAAAUGUGGAUGCUAGGAAGAAAUAUCCAGAGGAAUUUCGUACGUGGAGAGAAGAUCCAGCUAAUUUUUAUGUGAACGGUGUCUACCCUAUUAAGAGACUAUGGGGAACAGCACAAGAAGCGUGGAUGGAAAUCUUAUCUGCACCUGGGGAAAAUUUUUUGGUUAUUACACACAAGUCGAUCUUGAGAGCACUGGUUUGCACUGCGCUUGGGCUUGGCCCUGAGAGGUUUCGUGCAGUUGAUGUAAAUAAUGGCGGGAUUUCUGUAUUUAGCUUCAACAGACGAGGAGAAGCUAUGCUCCAAUCCUUGAACAUGACAGCCCAUAUGUACAGUGAUCACACCUAUCAUUAUUAGAAGGAUAUGAUGCAGUGCUGCAUUAGGUGGUGCAAAAAGAAGCCAGACCAUUACACUGGGGUCUAAAGCAACGACACAUUAUUGCAUGGGAGAAGAAAACACAGGAAGUGAAAUCAACAUUAAUAUGCUUCCACCAAAGAAACACUAUUUACAAAGUUGAGAUAAAAA
This is a messenger RNA of Telopea speciosissima, 1099 nucleotides long. Its product is annotated as probable 2-carboxy-D-arabinitol-1-phosphatase. Bases 65 to 931 code for a protein of 288 amino acids. Gene Ontology annotation, molecular function: phosphatase activity. Lineage: Eukaryota; Viridiplantae; Streptophyta; Magnoliopsida; Proteales; Proteaceae. The transcript is spliced from 7 exons. The record is from RefSeq and is a predicted model, not a curated record.